Cuscuta campestris is the source of this 2632-nucleotide messenger RNA. NCBI's taxonomy places the organism in Eukaryota, Viridiplantae, Streptophyta, Magnoliopsida, Solanales, Convolvulaceae. The record is from the annotation of a GenBank genome assembly.
GUAUAUCCAACAAUACUGAGCUCUUCUUUUCCGCCAUAUACCAGGAAGGCAUCCUUAGUCCUACGGAAGUAUUUAAGGAUGUUCUUCACAGCCGUCCAAUGGCUUUCGCCAGGGUUGGACUGUCCUGACCCGAAUUCCGACUGCAAUUGCCCCCAAAUUCUCGUUUCUUUCUCCGAAAUGGCCCCUUCCGCUAAUCCCGCAACUUGGGUCCAUGAAUCCUCUAUCAUCAAAGAGGAUGAACUUCGAGAAAUGGCCGAAUCUCUGAGCAAAGGCUUCCGGAUCCACCAUCCUGAUGCUGUCGGGGGUAUCAGUCUAUCCCAUAAUCUGGACCCCCAGAAGCAUAUGGUUAUGCACUACCAUACGGUGGGGAACGGGUUCAGGUUGCCCCUCCAUGGCUUGGUCCGCGACAUCUGCCAGACCUUUGAGUUCCCCCCUGGGGUAUCCUCCCCUGGGAGGUCGAAGGCUCCUCCCACCGUGGAAUCUCAUCCGGUCGAAGGCUCUUCUAGGAGCCAGGCUCAAGGUGACACUACUGCCUUGGCAAUCUGCACACCAUCCGCCGCCCUGGAGGCUGUUCCCAUUUCUGCCAUUCAUGGGCUAAGGAAGCCCACACCGUCCCAGAAGCGGCCACGGGAAGGGGUCACUGAUGAUGACUUCCUUCCCAAGAAGAGUAAGGGUGAUGGUGUCCCUGCUUCGCCCAACCCCCUGGCUGCUUCUUCUGGUACCGGAGAGCUGGAGUUACCCAACCCAGUUAGCUUGGACCGUGAAGCGGAUAAAUCUCCUGACCAAGCACAACUCCAAAGACCAACGGGGCGAUCCCAUCCUGUGGUGGAAAACACCUCCCCGCCAACUGCUACUACUCCCCAAGGGAUGGAGAAAGAGAUUGGAGGACAGAAGGAAACGGAGGAGCAGCAUUCCGCCGCAGCGCCCCCGACCUUCAAUCUCCCCAUCUAUUGCAGGUUCACGCUGCAAACUUAUCCUGUCUUCAAGGACGGUUGGGCAGGUUUUUCCCGUGGUCUGAACUCCCUGAAGGCCUCCCACUCCACCAUCCAGGUCAAUCUGGAGAAGAUGAAGGGAUUGGUGCAGGACCCUAUAAUUCCAGAGGCACGCCCUGACCUGCUUGCCCUUGAUGUCCUUCACUCCAUGGAGCAGACCCAACGAUCAUUCCUGACCCUGACUGAGGAGUACCUAGGUGGAGCAUGGGGAAAUUAUCGGGCCAUGGUGGUCUUUAAGGAUAAGGAGUUGGCCGCUAGAGCUCUGCAGCAAAAAGUUGGUUUCCUCAAGCAGCAAGUCCACGCCCUUCAAGAGGAGAACUCCAGGCUCAAAGCAGAUGCCUCAACGGAACUGCUGGCUGAAAGAUCCAGGGUCAAGUCCCUGCAAGAGCAGAUCGCUACCUACAAGGGAAGUACCCAAGACCUGGAGACACAGUUCAACAAACUUCGGGCGCAAAUCUCCAAUCUGGAGUCAAAAGUCUCUGCCUUAGAGGGCAAGGAGGGGAGCCUGAAAGCCGAACUGGUUGAAAGGGACUCUCGGAUCUCUGAAUUGGAGAAAUCACUCCGUGAGGCAAAGCAAGAGGGUGCCCACUUUAGUGAAGUCAUGUUGAAACACCUGGGGUUGAAACGGGAUGCCCUCCAGAAGCUGGAGAAGGAGAGAAAGAUUGUCAAAGAGCUCCGGUUGAAGGUGGGAGAACUAGAGAAGACUAGGGCUUCCCAUCAAGAAGAGGUGGCUGCCCUGACCGCCCGUGCCGAGGCCCUCUACGAAGAGGGGAAAUUUGACGUGCAGCUCUGCAUUUACUACGGCUUGCCACCGGGUGUCUAUGGGGAAAGAUGGUUUUUUGCUGGCUCACUACCUUCUGAUCUCUUCAGUAUGACAGACAGAGCCCAGGGUAAGGUUUUCAUUGACCUGACCCUUUCCGGAACUUCUUCAUCUUCAGAUGACGAUCUUCCUGUCUCUCCCGCUCAGUCCAAUGACAUGGCUAGGCUGAGUCUCGUCGAAUUCUCAAGACUCUAUCCGCCUUCACCUCCUAGUCCACCCAGGCUUCCGUCCGGGAGGAUAGAUUGGGACUCUAUGACCCUCCAAGACUUCACCUUGUACCAGAGGAUGCGCAAGGCUAGACUUGGGCAUUCUUUUCAGCCCGCAAAGGCAGAACUUUCGCGUGAAAGCCGAACAGCUUCUCCAACCCUGCCAAGGUCUCCCAGUGAUGGUUCACAAUCUGCACCACCUGCAUCCCGACCUGGAAUGUGGGAAGACUAUGACAUGGGCGAGGCUGACGAUUCCGUCGUGUGUCCUUCAUCAGAGAGAAGGAGCCCAUGGAGAGGGCCCCCACCUCCUUCCAGUUGACCGCAUGGGUGCAAUUGGCCCUCCUUCAGCGCCUAGCCCCCUGCAGAUCAGUUUUCUUUUUCUUGUUUUAUCUCGAGAGGAAUUCACUUUCUUGGUCCGGGGGUUUCCUGCAUCCUAAGCCAAGGAAUGUCUUUUGAUCCCGAAUCAGGAAUAGUCGUUGUAAUCCAAAGAUAUAACCUUCGAAUUAGCAAUCGAUGAACUUCCUUAUUUUCUUUGUUUCGUUCAUCUCAUUGGGAACGAUUAUUUUGAACCAAAGAUAUAGCCUUUGGCCCUUCAAUAUAGCCCUUUACGUUUA